Messenger RNA from Durio zibethinus, 1279 nucleotides. RefSeq names its product E3 ubiquitin-protein ligase ATL6-like. NCBI's taxonomy places the organism in Eukaryota, Viridiplantae, Streptophyta, Magnoliopsida, Malvales, Malvaceae. The record is from RefSeq and is a predicted model, not a curated record.
CCCACCGUUCUUUCGUCUCAUUCCUCUCCAAAUGCUCCGCCUCUCACCAUGUCGUUCACUGCCAAGCAUGGAAUCGUUUCCUUAUUCUUUCUCCUCUUUUUCCUCCUUUCUCCGCCUCCCUCCAGCGCACAACCCACCAACCAAACCGACGAGCGAUACCCUUACGCGCGUUUUACCCCAUCCUUGGCCAUAAUCGUUUCCGCUUUGGUUGCUGUUUUGUUCUUUAUGGGUUUUUUCUCGAUUUACAUACGGAACUGCUCCGAUACCAACGCCAGCGGAGGCAGCGUCCGCCCUGUCACUGGCGGUGCCGGCCGUUCCCGGCAUGGGACGCGUGGACUUGAUGCUUCGGUGAUCGAGACUUUUCCCACCAUGGUUUACUCCGAAGUUAAGGUUCAUAAGAUCGGCAAAGGAGCGCUGGAGUGCGCGGUUUGUUUGAAUGAAUUCGAUGACGAUGAAACGCUGCGUUUAAUACCCAAAUGUGACCACGUUUUUCACCCUGAAUGUAUCGACGCUUGGUUGGCUUCUCACACUACUUGCCCGGUUUGUAGAGCUAAUCUCGCUCCUCAACCAGGUGACCCUGCGAGUCAACCUACCGAGUCGAAUAACACCACCAACGAGUUAGACCUCGAGGCUCAGAACGACGGCGGUGACUCGGAAACGGAAGAAGAAAGAAGAGGAAAUAAUACUCAAAAUGUUAACCGUGACGUCGAGGCUCAAGUUGCUCCCGAGGUUGAAGUAAUUGUUAUGAACCGAACUUUAAAUACGAACCGUACACGUGGAUCAAGAUCCAGCCGUACACGUAAACUCUUUUUCUUACGGUCUCACUCGACCGGACACUCUUUGGUCCAGCCUGGUGAGAACACUGACCGGUUCACUUUGCGAUUACCGGUGGAGGUUCGGAAGCAGUUAAUAAACCGGAAGCUGAACAGGGCAACGAGCUUGGUGAUAUUACCUAGGGAAAGGAGUUCACGGCGAGGAUAUCGAGCCGGAGAAGAUGGCGGAAGUAGUAGAGGAACAUCUAUUAGGAGGUUGGAAAAGUUGGACCGGGAAGUUAAGUCGGACCGGUGGGUGUUUAGUAUGACACCACCGUUUUUCAGUAGAGCAUCCUCCAUGAAGUCACCAAAGGUGGCAACAAAGGAUGGCGAAGGGACCUCAAGUUUGCCGGUUGGACCGGCGGGUGACUCAAGCCGCCCCCCUGUUUAAUGGCAAUUUUUUUCUUUCAACAAUUUUAAGAAUUUAUUGAUACUCUAAUUAAUUUUUGGCAUUAAAGCCACGAGCA